AUGGCUCUUGGUGGAUGGAUCAUAAAUGAAGGUGAUGUAGAGAGUGGUUCAGGUUUCAUAACAGCUUGGACUUCAUUAUAUCUUUUAGUUAAUGGUACAAAUUCAAUUAAAGCACUUGGUCAUGGUAAAGUUUGGCCAUUGUUAUUAUCUGGUGUUGCUGGUGGUAAUUUGUAUAUUCAUGGUAAAAGAUUCUUUUUCGGUUCAGGAAUUUGA
Messenger RNA from Hansenula anomala, 213 nucleotides. RefSeq names its product Aim19p (gene AIM19). The coding region runs from base 1 to 213 and encodes 70 amino acids. The record is from RefSeq and is a predicted model, not a curated record. Gene Ontology annotation, cellular component: mitochondrion. The transcript has a single exon. NCBI's taxonomy places the organism in Eukaryota, Fungi, Ascomycota, Saccharomycetes, Phaffomycetales, Wickerhamomycetaceae.